This is a messenger RNA of Entamoeba invadens IP1, 390 nucleotides long. RefSeq lists its product as hypothetical. The transcript has a single exon. Bases 1 to 390 code for a protein of 129 amino acids. The record is from RefSeq and is a predicted model, not a curated record. NCBI's taxonomy places the organism in Eukaryota, Evosea, Mastigamoebida, Endamoebidae.
AUGCAGGGAGUCAACCAAAAUGGCUACAGCCAAUUGCCGCCAAUGGUCCCACCACCAACCUAUGUCCAACCGACUGUGGUUCAACCAGUCUAUGUUGCAGCACCACCACCACAACAAUAUAUUAACGGCGUUUAUCCACAACAAUACUCGGAACAACCAAUCUUUGUUGGACAAGCACAAACAACACAACCACAGAACGACAGUGCACAAAGUCUCACAAUUUGUUUGUUCAUCUGUGGAUUCUUCUUUGUGUUGUUGUGGCCAUUUGCUUUCAUCGCUUCGCGUAAAUCAAGAAACCAAUCGACGAGAAAUCUUGGGACUUCGGCACUCAUCGCGUUCUUCAUAUACGUCCUCAUCAUCACAAUCACUUUCCCAAUCAUUUUUGCUUAA